GAUUGCUUUGAUUCUUCUUGUAUAGUUUUCACCAUGAUGCAGAAAAAUCCGAUCCAGGGUCGCCAAAAGCUGGCGAUGAAAAAGAUAGCAAAGAAAAAUAAUCUUCAAGUAACGUUCUCCAAACGUCGUGCCGGACUUUUUAAAAAGGCUAGUGAACUUUGCACACUUUGUGGGGUUGAUGUUGCCAUCAUAGUCUUCUCCCCGGCAGGCAAGGUAUUCUCAUUCGGCCACCCUCAGGUUGAGUCCACUAUUGAUCGGUUUUUCAGUCGAAACCCUUGUCUUCAUAGCUCUAACACGCAUAAGCUUGUUGAAGCUCAUAGAAAUGCUAACAUCCAAGAGCUUAAUGCACAAUUAGCUCAACUCCUUGAUAUGUUGGAGGUUGAAAAAAGGAAGGGAGAAGCAUUUGAGGAGAUAAGGGAAGCCGGACGGAGGAAAUGCUGGUGGCAAGCCCCAAUUGAUGAACUUGGGUUGAAUGAGCUACAGCAGUUGAGAAUUGCACUUGAGGAGCUAAAGAGGAAUGUCACAAAACAAGGCAACCAGGUUUUGGUUGAUUCCAGCCAUUGCUGGCCAUUUUUGGCAGCAAAUGGUAUCGGAGGAGGUGUUUUUCCUUUUGGAAAUGAAGGAUAUGAAAUGGAUCCUGCUUCCAGUAUUACUCAAAUGUAUAAAUUUGGUCAUCAGGGCCUGUUUUGA
This is a messenger RNA of Durio zibethinus, 690 nucleotides long. RefSeq names its product agamous-like MADS-box protein AGL62. Gene Ontology annotation, molecular function: protein dimerization activity; DNA-binding transcription factor activity, RNA polymerase II-specific; RNA polymerase II cis-regulatory region sequence-specific DNA binding. The record is from RefSeq and is a predicted model, not a curated record. NCBI's taxonomy places the organism in Eukaryota, Viridiplantae, Streptophyta, Magnoliopsida, Malvales, Malvaceae. Gene Ontology annotation, biological process: positive regulation of transcription by RNA polymerase II.